Molecule: messenger RNA, 6240 nt
Organism: Leptopilina heterotoma
Lineage: Eukaryota; Metazoa; Arthropoda; Insecta; Hymenoptera; Figitidae
Gene: cnc
Product: segmentation protein cap'n'collar
Exons: 13
Coding region: 1017-3953 (978 amino acids)
Biological process (GO): regulation of transcription by RNA polymerase II
Cellular component (GO): nucleus
Molecular function (GO): DNA-binding transcription factor activity, RNA polymerase II-specific; RNA polymerase II cis-regulatory region sequence-specific DNA binding
Source: RefSeq, a predicted model, not a curated record
GUGAUUGCUGAGUCACAUAUCGUGUGCGAUCUCACUUUAAGCAAGGUGUGUAAUUCCGUUUGUCCGUUAAAUUGCUGUGUUUUAAUCAUUAAAUCGAGUGUAUAUUAUGAAAAAUAUUAACGAAAAUAAUUUAAAUCACACUCCAAAAACAAUGGUCUAAUUAAAGAAUUAAAUUAAAGGCAGGUCACACGCACCUCGAAUAUUCUAACAACAAUAAUAAAUAAAAACUCGGUGUAUAGUGCUCCAAAAUUUUCGAGGCCGGGUUUUGUCGUCGUGACCUGUCAAGCCUAUCUUGCAAGUCAAAUAAAUUAUGCGACUCGUGCAUGGUGUCAGUGAUAAAAAAGGAAUUGUCAGUGUUUCCUCAUCUAGUGUGUGCUCACAAUAUUUGCCAAAAAUCAUUGUCCAUUGUUUUGUGUGAAAUCGUGUGCCGAGUGCAGUGUGCGAAAGCUUGACGUGGCCCCCAGUGUAUUUUUUGAGGUUAUUUCUGUACUCGUGUAACUGACCUAUACCCAUCGAAAAGGUGGACCCACCGAACUCUUUAUUUCCAAUCCACCAUCCCAACGAACAGGUUGAUUGUCUUGUGAUCACCUCUCUUUCUCUCUAUCUCUCUUUUGGAUCAAAUUAGUGGAGGAAAUACUUUUCGAUUUUUCCAAGGAGUAGGAGUAUAAUAUAAUCAAAAGUCCCACCAUAACCUCAAAAAUCAGCUGUCAACGCUUCUUUUGAAUGCUUGUUUUUCGAGUGUUCGUGGUUUGUGUUUACAAAUAAAGUGUGCAACGAAACAAAUUAGUGCUUCCCGAUGGAUAAAUUGUGACGUUUCUUAUUUAAUUUCAUUGAAAGAAAAAUGUUUUAUUUGCUAAUUGUUUUCAACACCAGAGCUAAUCCUCUGUGAUAUAGCAAUUUUAAAAUCCAGAAAACUUCCAAAGAAAAAUUUUUGUUUUCUAUAUAGGCGUGUGUGUGUUUGUCUAUAUUAGAAUAAUUCUGUGAUAAAUCGAGAGAAAUAAGGAAUUUUAGAAAAAAUGCUGAGCCUAAAGAAAUUUUAUCGUGAGGAGCUCCUUCAGCUCGCAUUGCUUCUCUCAUUGCUGCGAGUGGAUCCUGAUGCUUAUUUAGGAUUAGAUAUACAGACAAUUGGUGUUGGAUCAUUGGAUUUAAACAAUGGAUCGGGUUGGCAUUUGGACGCCCAUACAAUUGUGCAUCGGCCCGUGUUUGUACAUCCAAAAAAUUUGGACUCGAUGCUUCUUAAUUAUGAGAGAGAUAUAUUUGAAGACUUAAAUUCACUGGGUAGAUACAAUAGAUUGAAUAGUGCACCAAAUGAUAUACACGCGUAUUUAUUAAAUAUCGAGGAAUCGGGAAGAGACGCACCUGAACCUGGACCAAGUAUAACAAAUUCAACAGAUCUUUCUAGGAAUGUUACCUCACCUGAAACACCGACUUUACUUCAAUCACCUGCUCAACCUGACGGUGCAUCAGAAUUAACACAAGAGGAUAUGGAUUUGAUAGAAGUCCUUUGGAAGCAAGAUGUAGAUUUGGGAUUCACCAUUGUGGAGCCAACAAGUCCGGAUAAGUCCUUGGAGAAGGAGACUGAUGAUGAUAUCGAGAAACUGAAAGCCUUGAAAGCCAUUAAUGCUACACAUGAAAAGGAGGAAACCAAAGAGGCCGAAACGUUGAAGGAGGAAGAUCUCUGGGCCGGUCUACCAUACACAGUCGAUCAGGAGACUGGGGAAUAUAUUCUUAGUUCAUCAAACCAAAGUCAGGGCGAGAGCAGUUCCGUUGACAGUUCGGUCAGUGAUCAACUUUUGGGUGAUCCUUCAUUGGGCCUCAAUAAUCACGAAUUAGUGGGACUUUCUGAAGAUUCCCUAGGACUUAAUGACACUCUUGGUCUUGAGAAUGACUUCACGACAGACCUACUCGGAGGUGGGCUCCUAGGUGGUACCAGCGUUGAGGGUCUUCUCAACAACGACUCACUGAGCAUACCCGACGGAUUCAAUCUCGAGGAAGCAUUGCAACUUGUCGGUCUCGAUGAAGCUCCGGAAGAUGAUAACAGAUUGGAAGUGAAAAAGAACAAGUCCGGCGACGAAGAGUGUGAUUUUGAGAAGUGCGAGUCUAGAGCAUCCUUGUCAGAUAACGGCAAGGUUAAAAGUUCAACCGCUGAAGACGAAGAAACCGACGACGAGAUGAUUCAUACACCGCAAUUUCAUCAUCCCCAUCACCCACAUCACCCUCACCAUCCUCAUCACCCACAUCAUUCUCACCAUCGCUCGUUUCAAGGUCGCAUGCCAUUCAUGCGUACGAUGAGCACAGAACAGCGAUGGCAGGAUUUGGCGUCACUGCUUUCAUUGCCAGGAGGUCCGGACCAUUUUGCACAUCCAGCACUUCCUGGAUAUCCAGGACACGGCAUAGGUCACCACAGUCACCACAGUCAUUACGAGGCACAACGUAGUGUAUUACUUCACAAUGCCACUCUGGCACCUCCCGUUGGCGAUCUCAAUGCCACAAGCCAGUACCACAAUGUCGGUGGACCAUCGAACUUGGGAUCAGCGGUGGCGACAUCGAUGAACUUAACAAACAGUAGUGAACCAAUGGGAUCGGAAAAUGGUGCAUCUUAUAAAACAGAACCAAACGACAUGAUGUACUAUCACACGCCUCCUGAGGCCAUCAAUCAAACCACCGAUGGAUUUCUUUCAUCUCUCCUCAAUGAUGAGGAUCUUCAACUGAUGGACAUGACCAUGAACGACGGCAUGUACACCAUGCGAAUGUUGGAUAACAAUAGCAGCAAUGCCUCUGGACCGACUGGAGCUGCUGCAUUGCCCGGAGUGCAAGCAGCUGGUGCACCACCAUCGGGUGGAGUGACAACAUUACCCUGCGUCACUGACGAAAGAAUGGAUGCAUCCAGUGAUAGUGCUGUCAGCAGCAUGGGAAGCGAACGAGUUGGAUCCGUUUCAGAUGGCGAGUGGAUGGAAACCGGAUCAAAUUCCAGCCACACUCAAGCGGAUUCUCAUUAUUCCAUGGAUUAUGCCAGCAAAUAUCACAUGCCAUACGAUUGCAGUUACGGAAGAAGCGGAACUUCACCACGUUGCCAAGCUGAUCGAAGCAUGGCUCCACAAAAGAAGCAUCAAAUGUUUGCUAAACGAUACUUCCAGGAACAAGGAACUGGAUCACCUCUUAGUGCCACGGCUCAUCCGACAACUCCAAUGAAAUAUGAGUACGAUUCUCAGACAAUUGCUGCUGGUGCACCGGGAAAUGCUUACUCUGGACCAAUCGAAGGUGCUGCUGGUCCUCAAGCUGAAAUUAAAUACAGUUGUAGUGUGGACUUCACACGGCAUCAAACAGGACGAUCAGCGAUUGAGCACAUUCAUCACAAUCACACGUAUCAUCUUCCAGCUGAAAGUUCCGGAUCCCUACAACGUCCUUUGUCCCGCGAUAAGAAAGCACGAAAGAAUGAAGACGAGCAUUUGACCCGCGACGAAAAGAGAGCCCGAUCAUUGAAUGUACCAAUUGCUGUGCACGACAUCAUCAACUUGCCAAUGGACGAAUUUAACGAGCGCCUCAGUAAAUAUGAUCUUAGCGAAGCGCAACUCUCGUUGAUUCGCGAUAUUCGAAGAAGAGGCAAGAACAAGGUCGCGGCACAAAAUUGUCGCAAACGUAAACUCGAUCAAAUCAUCAGUCUCGCCGAUCAAGUUAAAGAAAUGCGUGACCGUAAAAUGAGGCUCAUCAAGGAACGCGAUUACAUGCUCGUUGAGCGACAGCGAGUUAAAGAGAAAUUCAGCCAACUCUAUCGUCACGUUUUCCAGUCUCUCCGUGACCCGGAUGGCAAUCCGUACAAUCCCCACGAGUUCACAUUGCAGCAAACAGCAGAUGGAAAUGUACUUUUGGUGCGAAGAAAUCAAACCAAUCCCUAUCAUUCCCGCUCGUCAACGAUGGAUCCAAAAUCAAAACCCGAUGAGCGUAAAGAGUGAAAGUAUUGAAGAAAUAAUUCUCAAAAAAUGAGAUUGAUAAAUCAGGAGAAGUUCAAGAGACGCUAUUAUUCAGCAAAACUUGAGAAUUCGCGGUGUCAUCAGUUUCGUUAAACAUUGCACACACAGAGUGAGAGAGAGGGGACAUUUAUUUUUUAAGAAAUAAAAUAACUCUUUAACGAAAAAGUAAAAAAAAAAAUAAAUAAAUAAACGAAAAAGCUUCGCUUUUAUUAUCUCGUCAAGUGUUUGCGGUGACAAAUAUUACACGCGAGAGACAACGAUGAGUCCUAUUAUCAUUUAGUUUCGAACUAGCCCAAAAAAAAGGACUUUGCUAAAUAAUAAUUAUAAUCACGUGGUUUUUUAAUGUUUACGGUAACCAGGAGGAAGAGUACAAAACCACGAGAAUAAAAAAAAGAAAAGAUUUUUCUUAUUCAGACUUUUAUUUCGAUUCUUUUCAGAUUGCUUUCUGAGAGAGAGAGAAUAAAAGUUUCCUUUUUAUCGAUUAAAUUAAAUCGUCUAAAAAUGUAAAUGUAUAAUUAUCAUUAUUAUAAUUAUAAAAAGUAGAAUGGAAUAUCUGACAUGAAUCAGAAAUGUUUAGUAUUUACCCCUUUUUCGCUUUCGAAUUUUCCCCCCUCCUGAAAAUUGUAAAACUCUUCUUCCUGCCUUGUGCCUAGACUGUGUACUCAUAGUGAUUUAUCUUGAAGGUGUAUAUUUUCUAAGAAAAUAACAUCCUCAAUUCUCAGGAGCCCAGCUCUUGGAGGUGAAAGAAUAAAAAUGAAACCGGAAUAAAAAAAGAAGUUUCACGUUUCAAUGCAAUUGGCGAAAAUCUUUCUGCGCAUGCAACAAAUGCAUUAAAAUGUGAUUACUAUAAUAGAAAUUUAAAAAAAACUUUAAUUGCGACUAAAGAAAUUUGCAUAAAAUAUAAUCGUUGUAUUAAAAAAAAAUUACUAUCUGUUUAAUAUAAAAUUCAAUUCAAUUCAUUUCAUUCAAAAAUGUGAUUUAAUUAAGAAAAAUGAAAUCAAGGUAAAAGUUUUUGUUUCUACCUUUUUUUUCAAAUAAACCAGUGUUAAGAUUACAAAAAUCUGAAUUUGCAUAAGAAUUUUGAAUGGAAAAAAUAUUUAUCGAAAAAUGAAUAGAAAUUAUUCCAAUAUUUAAUGCGUAAAAUUGCAAAGUAAAAAAAUGAAAAAUAAAAUAAAAAAUUUGUCAAAAUAAAAUUUCAAAAUUUCAGAAAAUUAAAAAUUACGUUUUACAUAAGAUUUGAAUAAUUUCUAAACAAUGUUUUUGUUUAAUAAAAGGCAAAUGCUUGAGUUAUUGCCUGAGAACGUUAAUUGAAAUUCUAUACCUACAUACUUUUAAUUAAGAUUUAAUUCUUUUUUUUCUCUCUCUGGUUUUUCAAACAGUACUAUAUUAUGGAAAAUAAUAGGUACACCUCAGGCAAGAUACUAACGUUACGUAAUGUAAAAUAAGACUAGAAACUAAUUGCAAACAUUGUGAAUAAAAAUUUUUGCUGUAACUUGUACUUCUUAUACAAUACUAAUCAAAUACUAUUUAAUAUUGCGAUUAAAAAAAAAGAAAGAAAAUGAACAAAUAUACAUAUUUUUUUAAUAAUAAAAACUGAAAUGAAAAAAAAAACAGAUGAAAAUCGUUCAGGUAUUUCACAUUUGCCUUUUUAUGUAUAUAUUGAUGUAGGUAGUAUAAUUUUCUAUAAAUAUUACACACACACACACACAUGUAAAUAAAAUGAAGUGAUUAGUUGAUAUAAAAGGAAAAAUAAAAAAAAUAUAACGUAUAUAUGCGGAAAAAAAAUAAAAACUAAUUAUUAUUAUUAUUAUAUUAAUAUGCUACGAAAUAAAUAAAAAAAAAAUGAAAGAUAUUCAUACAAUUGGGUGUAGGAAAGCCUUUUGUGUACCAUAUAUAACUCGACGUGCAGAAAAAUUCUGCUGUUGAAAUUCUAUAUAUAAUAACACAAUUUAGCUUGUUUCGAAUAUUUGAAAAAAAUAAAUUGUGAAAGCAAAAAAAAAUGUCUGUUGGUAUAUUGUAUAUUUUAACAUAUAGUUUGUAUUUGCCCAGACAUUUUAGAUCUCCAUUGCGUCGCAUUCAAUUUCUAUAUUGUAUAAACGAAUUUCAAAUAAAUUUCUGGGAAAAAAGAAUAAAAAAAAAAAAUUUGUUCAUGAUGCAUUUUUGGAAUUUUCAACUUCAAUAAUUAUGUCUAUGUACUUUUUAAAACAAAUUGAUCAUUUCUAUAAAUAAUGAACCGUCCUAAUAAAUUAAUUCUAUGCAAAGGGUUAAA